Messenger RNA from Diospyros lotus (date-plum), 3206 nucleotides. RefSeq names its product wings apart-like protein 2. The transcript is spliced from 13 exons. Gene Ontology annotation, biological process: regulation of chromosome condensation. The record is from RefSeq and is a predicted model, not a curated record. The coding region runs from base 115 to 2847 and encodes 910 amino acids. NCBI's taxonomy places the organism in Eukaryota, Viridiplantae, Streptophyta, Magnoliopsida, Ericales, Ebenaceae.
UUUCGUAACCCCCCCCCCCCCCCCCCCCCCUCUCUCUCUCAGUUCAUUACGAUUCAACUCUUCAAAUCUCGAUUCUUUUUUGUUCGCUGCACAUGAGAGAUUUGAAUUCGCAGCAUGAUCGUUAGAACGUACGGUCGUCGGAAUCGGAGCUUAGCAAGAGGCCAUUCGAGUUCCGGCGGCUGCGACGACGUCGCAUCGGACGUCUUCGGAGACUCUCUGUCCGAAGAAGCCCCUCAAGAUAUCUACAGUUUCGGGUUUUCGUCCCAAGAUUCGUCUCACUGGUCCUUCGAUUCGGAGCCCUACGGCCCAAGUUCGUCCCAAGAUCGGCGUGAAUUGCCGUUUCUUCCCCCAAGGAAGCACGAUUUCGGCGGCGAUUUCGAGGACGGAGAUGGGGCUUAUCGGAAACCUAAGAAGGGCAGGAACGGGAAGGGGGGGUUAGAUGUGUCCAAGAAGGUGAAAUCAAAAGGGGGGAAAUCGGUGUCGGUGUCGGUGACGGCGACGUUAAUGGAGACUCAGGAGUUUGGGGAGAUGAUGGAGCACGUGGAUGAGGUGAAUUUUGCGUUGGAUGGGUUGAGGAAAGGUCAGCCGGUUCGGAUUCGACGGGCUAGUUUGUUGUCUUUGUUGUCGAUUUGUGGUGCGGCGCAGCAGCGGCGGCUUCUAAGAAGUCAUGGGAUGGCAAAAACAAUUAUAGAUGCUGUUUUGGGACUUACAUUUGAAGAUUCACCUAGUAAUUUGGCUGCUGCGGCUCUCUUUUAUGUUUUGACUAGUGAGGGUCAAGAUGAUCAUGUUUUGGAUUCUUCAAGUUCCAUCCGCUUUCUAAUUAAAUUGUUGAAACCACUCACCUCUAAUAUCAAUAAAGAGAAGGCAUCAACUAUCAGCUCUAAGCUUCUAGCAUUUCGUAAGGAUGAUGUUGUACAAGAUAUGAAUAAAGGAAUAGAUUCCACCUCAGCUGCAAUUAUGACCAAAGUUCAGGAAAUUCUUGUGAAUUUUAAGGACAUGAAGUCAGGUGAUAUAACUGAAGAUGCACCCAGGAGGCCAGAGUUGACCCCAAAGUGGAUAGCUUUGUUGACGAUGGAGAAAGCUUGCUUAUCUACCAUUUCUCUUGAAGACACCUCUGGUACUGUAAGGAAGACAGGAGGCAACUUCAAGGAAAAGUUACGGGAGCUUGGAGGUCUUGAUGCAGUUUUUGGCGUCAUCCGGAGUUGUCAUUCCGUUGUGGAGAAAUGGUUGCAACAAAGUUCCUUCUUAAUUCAGGAGUCAAAAGAGGGUGUGAAUCUAGAAAGUCUGGUGCUGUUAUUAAAAUGUUUGAAAAUCAUGGAAAAUGCUACAUUCCUUAGUAAGGACAAUCAGGAUCAUUUACUCCAAAUGAAAGGGAGCUUUGAUCAUCAGGGUACUCCCCGUUCAUUCACAAAAGUCAUUAUAAGUGUCAUCAAGAUUCUCUCAGGUCUAUCUUUAUCUAAAAGUUCUUCAGGUAAUUUGGAGGAUGAAAAGUUUUGUCAUGUUUCUAAUGGGACUGAUCAUGCCUCUGACUUGCCUUCAUCAACUGGCCAUACAGUGGACAGAGAUGGGAUUAUAUCCAUCAGUUCGUCCGUUAGGUGCCAGAGUACAGAGGGGACCUCUUCUCUGAAGAGCUUCAGCAUAUCCCAGAAUAGUCAAUGGUUGUCUGCUGCCAGCCGUUCAGCAAUUUCUAAGUCAACUUCUGAAAAUUCCUCUGCAGCUGCAUCUGAUACUUGCCUUUUGAAGAUGAGAGUCAAUUCUUCUGCUUCAAGCUCAAGUAGUGGAGUGCCAAGGAAUUCAUGCAGUGGAACACCUGGCAAUGGCAAUGUUUCAACAUUGAACUCUGGCCUUGGAAAGAUGUUGAGAGUUGUUGAAGAACCCAACAUUGAAUUUCUUGAAGACAGUCAGGAUCCUUUUGCAUUUCAUGAAGAUGAAUUUGAGCCCUCCAAGUGGGACUUGCUAUCUGGGAGAAAGAGAAUUUCUAGGCACAGAGGUGCAAGAUAUGAAGAACAUGAAGAUGGGUAUCAAUCUAAGUCGAUUCUGAGCCAAGAAGAGUCAAGUAAUUUGGGAAAUCAGCAUUCUGAUGCCCCUUGUUCAUCCUCUCUUGAUGAAGAAAAAUCCAAUCUUCUAUCAGACUGUCUGCUUACAGCUGUUAAGGUACUUAUGAACUUAACAAAUGAUAACCCUGUGGGCUGUCAGCAAAUUGCUGCCUGCGGAGGACUGGAGACCUUGUCUUCUUUGAUUGCUGGCCACUUUCCAUCAUUCAAUUCCUCUUCACCUCCAAUCAGCCAGACGAGACUGGAUUCCUCACCAUCCAAGUCAAGCCUUGAGGUUGACCAUCAAAAUGAAAAUCAUCUGUCUGAUCAAGAAUUAGAUUUUCUUGUUUCUAUUCUGGGCUUGCUUGUCAACCUGGUAGAGAAAGAUAGUGACAAUAGAUCUCGGCUUGCAGCAGCAAAUGUCUCAUUGCCUAGUUUGGAAGGGCUAGAGGAGGGGAGGAUUCAAGAUGUUAUUCCAUUAUUAUGCUCCAUCUUUUUGGCGAACCAAGGGGCAGUUGAUGCAACUGGAGAGGGAAAGGUCCUCUCCUGGGACGAUGAGGCAGCUUUAUUGCAGGGAGAGAAAGAAGCUGAGAAGAUGAUUAUAGAAGCUUAUGCGGCUCUUCUUCUUGCAUUCCUUUCAACCGAAAGCAAGACCAUACGUGGUGCAAUCGCCCAAUGUCUCCCGGAUCACAGCCUGGCAAUUCUUGUUCCUGUGUUGGAAAGAUUUGUGGAAUUUCAUCUGACACUGAACAUGAUCUCGCCGGAGACCCACAAAACUGUGCUAGAAGUAAUCGAAUCGUGCAGGAUGGCGUGAAAAACAUUAGCGAUGGAGAAUUUGUACAGUCUUGACCUUUCUUUCCAAUCGAUAUCGAUUCUCUGUUACAAAAUGGCCUUAGGGGCAGGGAUUGUUGCUGCCCAACUCUCUGUGUGUGUGUCAAAUUAGCAGUAGGCCUCUCCUUAUAUUGUAGCCUGAAGAAUGAAGAAUGAUCUUUUUGGUUUGGAACUUUCCCUUUUCAUGUGCAUUUUUUCCCUACUUUCUCUAUCCUUUUUUUCACCAUAUUUGGUGUCGGCCUGAGAAUGCUUUGUGUAUACUAGAGUCAUAGUUGCUUUGUGAACUUGAUGAUUUGUAGCUUGCAUUAUUUUAUAGUAGCUUCCUUGUGUUGUCAUUGGUCA